AUGGCUCAUGGAUCGGGCAGACUCCCCUGGGAUCUGAUAGCCUCCAAUCUGGAAUGGCGUCUCGGUAGCUCAGACGCUUGCAAAUGCAAAAGAACACGCCUACACUCUCGCAUGAGAAGCACACAAAGCGAGGAUAUGACGGCGUUCGCCAAAGCAUUUGCAAAGGCCAUAGACGAGGACGCAAUUCGUGAGAGAGCGAAAUACCCUCAAUACGAGGCUCCUCAUCCUGAAGACAUCAUUAUCGCAGAGAGCCUGGCCACGAGGAUAGAACACGAGGCCGUUGAAUGGUUGGUUGGAGAUCAACGACAACCAUUGAGACGCCGAUAUGCAAAAGAGAUGAGAAAGGCAUCUGCAUUUCUUAUAUUGCCAGGGAGCAACGGCUGCUACGACUUUGAUCAAGUGAAUGGCAAAGGAUUUACUGCCCUGGAAGCGCUCAAGCUAUUGAUAAUCCACAAUGAAAUGGAACCGGUUCUACGAGUGUGCGCACACAAGGAUAUCGCCCUGUUUGGAUGGAAGGACGUCCGACCAUGUUCUUGUGUCAUGGGAUCGGACAGCGGAUGGGACAAGCUCUACGAGACGGUGCUACGCGUGUACCUUGUUCUCAACGUAGCCUAUUGCUUUCCCCUUACCUGGGAUCCGAUGGCGGGAAAGACGCCUGAGAACGAUUAUCGCCACUCCUCUUCAUAUCAGAUUGCACUCAGGUGGUCUUGUACUCGGCCUCUCAUGUCGCCAGUCAUGUCCAAUUUGUUCCAAAAAUUCUACGGAAUCUCCAAUCACCACUUUUCCGGCAUUCUAGGGGAAAUCUGGGUGGACGACCCGGAGCGCUGGCGUGGGAAGCUGGAGAUGACCGACGACGGAGAGAUGGAGCGGUUCCCUUAUGGUCUUUUGCCUUUCGAGGACUUCAUCACUCUGGAAGAACGCUUCCUUCCAUACAUGCCCAAUGAGGUCGAUUGUAGAAAAGUAGGGAGCAUGCUGUGUCAUUUCCUACCGCCAGAGUUGGCUCUGCAAACCAUGGAACUGGCAGAUUACAAAGGGGAAAGAGUGCUCCCAAUACCUCACGACCCAUUGCAUCCACUAAACAAGAAGGUACUGGUUGACCAGCUCGAUCAUCUUUGGCAAAUAAUGGUUUGUUGUCAGAUGGUAGUAAAGGAGAUUGGGUCAAAGACUCGCAACACACGUGGCUACAAACCCCUUGCCUGGGAAAAGGAAGUGCCGGACACUCUUGAGGGAUUCUGGGGAUCAAGGAACUGCGAGGACGGCGAGGACGACGAGGAUGACGAAGAUGAAGAGAACAGCGAGGACUGA
This is a messenger RNA of Penicillium oxalicum, 1305 nucleotides long. RefSeq lists its product as uncharacterized. Lineage: Eukaryota; Fungi; Ascomycota; Eurotiomycetes; Eurotiales; Aspergillaceae. The transcript has 2 exons. The record is from RefSeq and is a predicted model, not a curated record. The coding region runs from base 1 to 1305 and encodes 434 amino acids.